This is a messenger RNA of Hypomesus transpacificus, 1173 nucleotides long. RefSeq lists its product as uncharacterized. Lineage: Eukaryota; Metazoa; Chordata; Actinopteri; Osmeriformes; Osmeridae. The transcript is spliced from 4 exons. The record is from RefSeq and is a predicted model, not a curated record. The coding region runs from base 31 to 1173 and encodes 380 amino acids.
GGUCAUUGAAGAACUUUCAAAGAUUCAAUCAUGACGUCACCUAAGCAAAUGAAAAUCGAAGCAGAAGGGUAUAUUCACCUGGUUUCUGACGUGAAACAAGGAAAGUACAAGAAAUACUUCACUGCUGUACUACAGGAAGCGACCAAAAACACAAAAAUGGUCAUCUUCACCCCGCAGAAACACAAUUGGUUUGUGUGCGCUGAAAAAGACAGGAGCCCAGUCAAAGUGGGAAACAUAACGCUGACUCCAUCACGGCAAAAUCAAGGAGAGAAUGACAUUUUGAUAAAUGAGCGUGCCCAGCUGACAUGUGUGCGGAACUUGGGCUUCUGUUUCGAUGAAUUGGCUCCAAAGGAUCAGCAGACCAGAUCAAUAAGUGACAUCCUUUCUGAUCCCAGGGAGCAUCAAAUAGUAAAUGUGGUGGUGAAAGUCUUGGAGCAGAGAGAAAAGGAGGAAAUAACGACUCGGACCCACAAAGUGAUGGACAAAACAGUGUAUGCUGUGUCUGACAAGACUGCCUCCAUCAUGCUCACUGUGUGGGGAAAUGAUGUGCUGGUGAUAGACAAAUGGUACACUUUUACAGAUGUGUCUGUCCGUUUUUUCAAUAACAAUGUCUUGCUGACAACCACACCACAAAGCACUUUCAACAUUGCUGAAGACGGAGGGGCAGCAUCACCAGCGGUAAAAAAUGACGCAAAACAUACAGUUGGAGAAAUUGUACAGGUGGAUGUGACAUCCACUUACUUGUGUCCACAGCGCCAUGCUGUAUUUGAUGUCAACCCUGCCACCUUAAUGACAAGGUGUGAGAAGUGCAGCAAAUACUGCAAGAACACUAAAUUGACCAGUUUGAUGAGGGGGACAAUUGUUUUGGAAGACGAAGAAAAAAACCAUGUUGAAUUCAUCUUAGACGACAAAUUGAUUCGCUCCUUAGUACAAAUUGACAACCAUGUUUUAAAUCAAUGUGACCACAUUGUGCAGAACAUCAUGCAGCAUGACAGAAUUGAUAUUACAGCUCGAGGCAAACGUGCCAUUGCUGUAUUGUUUUGUGAUGAUGAGCCAAAGCCAAGUACCAGUACUGAGGCAGAUAAGGAGACAACACAAAUAUGUGAACUACACCAGCCAAUGGGUUCUCCUAUGAUUCCCUCACCAAAUAGUGCUGACAGUUGGGAUCUUUAA